Messenger RNA from Acanthoscelides obtectus, 7073 nucleotides. NCBI's taxonomy places the organism in Eukaryota, Metazoa, Arthropoda, Insecta, Coleoptera, Chrysomelidae. The record is from the annotation of a GenBank genome assembly.
CAACCUCAAAUUUUUUCAAACAGAUUUUAUAUCCCUUUCAUCAUACCAUAUUUUAAAAAACUGGUUAUAAAUGAGUGAAAGUAUAACUGGCACUUGACACUUGACAGUUGUGACAACGCCGCAUUUUUUGAGCGGCUGGCACUUGGCUCAGCUGAACGAAAAAAAGUGAAAGAAUAUAUUUUGGUGUUUUUCAUGUUAGUGCGUAAAAUCAUGAUAGAAUUGAAAAUAUUUGAAAAAUCCAAUGGCUAAUAAUUUUUUCGAUUUUGAUUCAAGUCUAAACAAUGGGGACAAUUUAGUACCAGAUGAUGAGGACCUGUUAGAGAAUGAAGAGGAAUAUGAUGCCUUAAAUGAUGAAACCUUUGGCGCCCUUGAAGAUGCUUCAAGUUUGGAUGAUUGGGAACAGCAGCAUGAGCAAUAUGCUGAAAUUGCAGAAAAUUCAAAACAUACAGAUAAGCUAGAAAGUUCCAUAUCUCAAUUAGUAUUAGAUGAUUCUGAAAAGCAAACUCCUCCUCCUCCUCAUACUCUAUCAGAUUCAGUGUGGUCCUAUACUCCAACUAGCAGAAAUGGUGAUAUUUUUAAUACAGCAAUACUCUCUUCAUUGCAAAAAGCAUCAAAAUCAUUUAUUGAAACUCAUAUAGACUCACCAUCUUCAAAAUCUGCCUUUGCACCUUCAGAUCUAAGCAGUUCAUCACCUUUAGCUGCAUUGCCAGCAAAACCCAGGAAGAUAUGUACUGUAGAGGAACUUGAGAAAAAUCUAUUACAGUCAUCUAAACAACAAUUGCAAUAUAGUCAGCAACAAAAUGCUAACCAGCAAAAACUAUCAACCUUGCCACUUCAGCUUAGUCAACAGCAAUCACCUCCCAGGCCUCUUUUGCCACCUCCAGGACAUCAUCAUGCACCACCUCAAGGAUUUCCUUUUCAUCCUCUAUUGCAGCAUCUAGCUCCGUCAUCGCACCUGCCCACCAGGCCACCUCCACCACCUGGCUUGCGGGGCAUCAUCCCGCCCCUUCUACCGCCACAUCCCCACCACCAGCGCGGUGGUCUUCCAUUGCCACCCCAUACCGGGGGCAUGCCGCCUCCCGGUCUACUGCCCCCGGGGUUGAUGCGUGUAAUGCACCCGAGAUUCUUGGCAGCCCAGGCUGCCCAGCAGGGUGGGCCUCCGCGACCGCCCGGGUUUGGAUAUCCGCCGCCCCCGCAGCAACAACAACCAAUGCAUCCAGGUCAACAUGGGCUGCCUCAGGGCCACCCAUACAGUUUUCCACCUCCACCGCAUGGUGCAGCUCUACCUACACCUCCUCAAAAUCGCCUCCAUCCUCACCAUCAACUACAGGAACAAGGACAACACAAUCAGCGUCAACAUCAACAGAGGACUCGGCGUGACAGUCGUGACGAGACGCAGCGCAGGUAUGAUUAUGAAGAUCAACAUCGCCAGCAAGGAGGUGAUGAAUACGCAGGCUUGAUGUCCCCAAGGGAGAAACAGUGGCUGCUCAACAUUCAGAUGCUCCAACUCAACACUGGGACGCCCUAUUUUGACGAUUAUUAUUACACUGUUUUCAAAGAGAGGAAAAAUAAAUCUAACAAAGACAGCCUCAAUGAUAGAAGUUAUAAUCUUAACAAUAACAGAAGACAACGUCGCAAUAGCGACAGACAGGAUAAUCAAAAUACUUUGACGCCUAGAGUUUACACUCCUUUGCAAUUCGAAAAUUCUUUAGGAAAGCUGCAGUGUGGAUCAGUGAUGGCUCCAAGAAAGAUCAUCGACGUGGAUAUCGUGACGUGCGACAAAGAGAACGAUACGCCCCAUACGUCAAGAGACACAAGGAAGACAAAACAACUUUUGUUGGAAUUGGAAGCUUUGUAUGCCUUAUUACUGAAAGCUGAAGACAUCAGCAACCCUUUGUAUGUAAUUAAUAUGGAUAAAUUGAGAGAAAUUAAGCAAAAGCAGAGGUUGAGAGAGUUAGAACUAGCACCUACUCCCGAACAAAAGCAAGAAGUUUUAAGGCUGUUCAAAUUAGAGAGUGAACCAAUCGUGGAGCAUCACGAGGAAUAUAUCGGCAGAAUAUUGCAAGGGCUGUUACAAGAGGAAAAGUUCUCUAGUUUUCUAAAUAUUAGGAAGGGAAAGAUGUUGAUAUUGAGGCUUUUACCGCAUUUAACACCGGAAAAAUUUCCAACCCAUCUCUUGGAUCUCUGGAGUAAAGUUUUGCUAAGUUUACCAGUAGCCGGAAGGAGAGACACUGCUGGCGACAAUAUUUUACCUAAGUUGUAUCCAUCUUUCAAAAGAUAUGUAACGAAUAUCUCCAUGGCUGACAUACUUGAAAUGAUAUCUGGACUAACAGAAGUUGUAAAGCAAGAAAAUAGUCGCAGUACGCCGUUAAGUCAUGUUGGAAAACCACCCUUAUAUUUCGUCGUUUCGAAUGUGUUUGGUCUGUCAGCAUUAGUCUGCCUUCUACAUCGUGUCGAAUAUUUGACAGCCUCCGAGAUCCCCACCACAAAGCAACUAGAAGAGUGGCGUGCUUUCCUUAGCAGUUGGGCGAGCCAAGCAGAAGGUAGAGGAAGAGCGGUCCCAGAACCUAUCGAAUUGGUGCCCAAAGAAGUGUUUGAGAGGCACUGGGGCAGAUUCUUAAGACUCAAAGAUGCCAAGGCUCUGGCGGAUUAUAUCUGCGAUCCAUACAGUUAGGUGCAAAUAAAGAUAAAUGGUUGAAGCUUCAGUUUUUAAGUUGUAGCUGUUUCUAGGGUUUUGGAAAAAAACGGACAAUUUUUUUUGUUAUGGAAGAACAGGCUCCCUUAAAACGAAACAAAAAAAAACCCAAGCAUCUCUUCACCUUUUGUAGUGUUUUCCUUAAUUACUGGAUGUGCUUGGCUGACUGUCAGUAAAAUUUCCAGUCUCCUCUGUUCACUGUUUUCUUAUUUUUAGAUGUUAUUUCAUAGCAUAUUAUUUAACAUUUGUUAGUACCGUUACACCACAAUUAACAAUCAAAAAAUUUGCAGAAACAGCCACAGUUUAUGAGGCGUUUUUAUAAAACUCCUGUAUAUCGUUUUCAAGCUCAAACACUCAUGUUUAGUAAACUGUUCAACAUUUAUGAGAACAACCAAAGUUAGUGGCUCUAAUGUUGGGUGAGUCUUUUCUAGAUCUGUUUACACAGGUAUCCCACGUACAGUUGCAGCGAAUCGAUUACUCAGAAAGCAGAGAGAGAGAGAGAGAGAGAGAGAACGUUAUGAAAAUUUAUAGUAUAACUGAUGGGAGCAAUUCAGCCAAAAUAUCAAAAUGGUGGCACCUCCGGUUGAACCUGAAGCAGAUACCAACUCAUCUUAAAUAAAACAUCCAGUAUAAUGUCCCAAAUUUAGGUAAAAAAUGACAAUUACGGACCAUUGAAUUAUAGCAUUUUUCUGGUAUUUUUGUAUUUGCCAUGUAACAUGUUUUUUAUAGGGUUCAACUUUAGUAGGUUUUAUUCGAGAUUUGGAUAACAAAUAGAGCAGGGCAGUCAAAAAAAAGAAAAUGAAGAUUAUAUUAAAAUAAAACCCAAACAUUUAUUUUUUUCAAAUAUAGUACAGCUCUAUAAUUUCAUUGUAUUAAACAUUUAAAAUGAGGUUAAUUUUGUAUAAGGUUGUCUACUAAUAGUAUUUCCGAGAUAUAAGGAAAUAUUGCUUUUUCACUCCAUAAUCGAUAUAUCACUUUUUAAAUUACGUAAUACAGAUGAAAAAGGGCCACUAUUUUGUAAACAAUUUACAGUACAACCUCGUUAAUCCGAAUAGAUUCGGACCACCGAGCAUUCGGAUUAUCAAAUUUUCGGAUUAUCGUGAAACUAGUGAAACUAAUAAAUUUAGACACAAGUAUUAAAAAAUAAACUUUAUUCUUUUCAACAAAACAUAAAUUUAACAAACCAAGGACAGUGGUCAGUUAAAUACUGCACGUAAAACAAAAUUAAACUUUCUCCUUCAAAAAAACUUAAAUUAACAUUCAUAUGUAUUUAUAUGAGUACAGUACAUACAUAAUUAUGUAUACAUAAAUCUAUUGGGUAAAGAAAUCAGUUAUUACAGUUUGCUUAUGCGCCUUAAAGCGUAAAUUCACUGCUUUUUCCUGUAACUGGCGAAGAAUUAGCAGUUCUGGACCGCUUACACUGUUCUCUGUCGCCCACUCUAUGCAAGUAGUAAAACAUCGCACGGCUUCACCGUGACUCACAACUGCUAAAUUUUCAUAAUCUUCAGCGUCUUCAGGGGUGUCAUCGUUGUUGCCGCUUAAUGCAAUGUUUACCAAAUCUUCAUCAGAAAAUGUUAUUUGCUCAUUUUCAGCUGCGUCGCCCAAGGCCCAUGUUCUAACUUCAUUCGCUGCAAGAUCCGGUCCUGAUGAGAUGACAUUCAUCAGAACCGUCAUUUCUUCAAAUUCUCGCUCAUCUGAUAUCGCUCUUCUCCUUAGUUCUGCUAAUGGCAUCAAGUCUUCUUCGUCAUCGUAUUCAUCGCCCAAAUUUUCAUGGAUAUUUAAAGGCCAAAGCUUUUUCCAUGAUUUUUUUAUUAAUUCAGUGCUGACGUUCUCCCACGACGUGUGGAGAUUAAAAAUUGCAUUUUUUAAUUUGAAACUUUUUAAUGCUCCUGCAGGUUCGGUAUCAUCAGCAAUUAAAUGAAGAAGAAGCUGCUUCCUGUAGUGCAUUUUAAUAGCUUGAAUGACAUGUUGAUCCAUCGGCUGCAACAAUGGGGUACAAUUUGGUGGCAAAUAUAAGACACAGACUAGACCAUCUCUGCUCCUCAGUUCUUUUUGUUCGGGAUGGCUAGGUGCAUUGUCCAGCAGCAAAAGAGCACGAGGAGGUAAACCGAUUUGCUUUAAAUGAGCUUGCACUGAGGGAACGAACUCUUCAUGGAACCAUUGCUUGAAAAGUUCUUGAUUCAUCCAAGCAGAUCUCUGAUUUUUGUAAAUCACGGGCAACUUAUUUCGACAGUUUUUAAAUACUCUAGGAUUGGCAGCGUUUCCAAUUGUGAACAGCUUUAAUUUGUGAGAUCCGGAUGCAUUUGCACAUGGCAUGAAAGUAAGCCGAUCCUUGCUUAUCUUUCGUCCCGGAGCUGAGUCUUUAUGUCUGUUUAUGUACUAAUGUCUUAUUGGGUAGCGCCCGCCAAAAUAGCCCACUUUCAUCGGCAUUAUACACUUGUUCCGGACCCAAAUUCAUUUCCCGCACUUUAUUUAGAAAUAGUUUUUGAAAUGGAUCAACUGCUGCAAAAUUGCUCGAAAGUUUUUCUCCCGUAACGGUUAACUGACGAAUUUUAAACCGCUUUUUAAAAUUAUCCAACCAACCAGAACUUGCCGCAAAGUCCCGUAAUUUCUUCGUAAAAAAAUUUCGCCUUUUCAUGCAGGAUUUCGCCCGAAAUGUUCACAUUUUUGGUCCUCUGCUGCAGGAACCACGUGUACAACGCCGUCUCUACAUUGGGGUGCUUGGCCGUCUUCAAAGUCAGAUUUGUUGUUUGUUGUUGAUGAGAAUUCAUGUAUUCAGCAAUUUGGGUCUUCUUUUUCUUUAUAUCUGUGAUGGUUGACCUCCCAACUCCAUAUUCUACGACGAGCUGCACUGGACUUCGUCCGUUGUCUAAUUUCUGAAUUAUCUCAUAUUUCUGCGCAAGGCUAAGUGUCUUGUGUUUCCUCUUAGACAUGGUGCACGAAUUAUAACUAUAUUUCAAACGCGUAUUAACUCUAGGCACUAAGAACGCACCGCACUCGAAACUAACAGCCUAUGUACUGAGAAGUUCGACAGGCUAUGACACGAUUUUUCGGAUUAUCAAGGUAUGACGCAAUACGAUUUCGGAUUGUCGAGGAACGAAAUUAUUUCGGACUAUCGCGAUUUCGGAUUAGCAUGUAUUCGGAUUAUCGAGGUUGUACUGUACUUUUUGAGGAAUGAUCGCUGAAGCUGUACAUGGGAUACCCUGUAUGCAAUAUUACAUUUGUUGAUAAUACCAACUAAUAGUUAAUAUUGCUAAUUUUUUAAACACCAAACACUAUAGUCUAAAAUUUGCACGUUCGGUUUUGAUUAGUUACGUGAUGUCAAUUGAAUAUUUGUAUUUUGGAAUGUAUCUAGCGGAAGGAAAAUAUUUGUUAACAGUUUAUUUCUCCAACUACCUCGCCAAUUUGAUUCAUUAAGUAAGCGAAGUAAAAUGGAUUUUUGAGUUUGAAUGCAAUAUACUAUGUUAAUUUAGAAUGCAAAAUUUUCAGCGACGUCUUUUUAAUAUUGGAGAUGUUUUAGUGAUCAUUUGGUAUAUUUGCAAUACAUCGCCACCUAAGACAUUAUGUUGAAAUUUGAUUUAGAAACUCAUUUUAUUUAACUUGCAACUAUACCAUCAACACUAAUAGGUCUUACAUUUUUAUUUUUCUUAUGUCAAGUAUUUAAAGGAACUUAUUUUUUUGUGAAAUAUUAAAUUUUUAACAAAAUGUUUUUGUUAACUGAAAAAAAAAUAUUGUUGGUAGGUAUUUGUUGAAAGUAAAUUAUGCUUAAUUCAGCGUGAAUCGUUUAAUAAAAAAUGAUAUCCUGUAUAUACAAAAAUUAUAUGCAUAUACCUUUUCCUUAUUUUUCGAUUCACUGGUUAGCUACCCUUUUUUGAUUGUAGAUAAAUGUAUUUUAGUGAUACGUUCACAAAGACUAUUUUUAAAAUAAUAUCAAGGUUUAUUUUACGAUUUACGUUUUUAUCUAAGAAGAAAAAUAAAAUAAAAAUAAAAUUUUGAUGAUCUAAUAAUGACAUCAAAUACACGUAAUAUGCGUUAUUUAUUUUCGUAUUUGACAAUAACUGUUAAGAAUAUACAUUGUAUUCUCUUUUCUUCCUUUGUAUCAAAUGUUUUUUUUAUUUUUGUAUUUUGUGUUUAUUAAUUGUCAUUACAACUGUCCAAUUAUGUUAAAAAAAUUGAGAUCAUCUCUAUAUCACAAAACGGAUUCCUCAUGCAAAGCAUAUGUUCAAAACUUGCAUAGGAACUUUGAUAUGGCAUAUUUAUUAUGUUUCAUCCGUGAUAUCGAAAUAUGUUUCAAAGAUAUCUUUUUUAUUAUAUAUUAUGAAGCUUUUUUCAACUAGGUAGUCAGUGUCGAACAAAUAUGGAUUAAAAACAGUUUGGC